Messenger RNA from Arvicola amphibius (Eurasian water vole), 2976 nucleotides. It is a transcript of the gene Dlgap1, whose product is annotated as DLG associated protein 1. NCBI's taxonomy places the organism in Eukaryota, Metazoa, Chordata, Mammalia, Rodentia, Cricetidae. Gene Ontology annotation, cellular component: glutamatergic synapse; postsynaptic specialization. The transcript is spliced from 11 exons. Gene Ontology annotation, molecular function: molecular adaptor activity. Gene Ontology annotation, biological process: signaling. The coding region runs from base 1 to 2976 and encodes 991 amino acids. The record is from RefSeq and is a predicted model, not a curated record.
AUGAAAGGGUUAUCGGGCAGCCGCAGCCACCACCACGGGAUCACCUGCGAGUCAGCCUGUGACUCACUGUCACACCACUCGGACCACAAGCCCUACCUGCUGAGCCCCGUGGACCACCACCCUGCGGACCAUCCUUACUACACCCAGCGGAAUUCCUUCCAGGCGGAGUGUGUGGGGCCCUUCAGCGACCCGCUGGCCAGCAGCACCUUCCCACGCAGGCACUACACCUCACAACAGGAGCUGAAGGACGAGAGUGCCCUGGUGCCACGCACACUGGCCACUAAGGCGAACCGCAUCCCCGCCAACCUGCUAGAUCAAUUUGAAAGGCAGCUGCCCCUCAGCCGCGAUGGCUACCACACGCUCCAGUACAAGCGCACCGCUGUGGAGCAUCGAAGCGAUAGCCCGGGCCGCAUCCGACACCUGGUCCACUCGGUCCAGAAGCUCUUCACCAAGUCGCAUUCCUUGGAGGGGCCAUCCAAAGGGAGCGUCAAUGGGGGCAAAGCCAGCCCCGACGAGUCGCAAACUGUGAGAUAUGGCAAGCGCAGCAAGAGCAAGGAGAGGCGGUCAGAGUCCAAGGCCAGAUCCAAUGCCUCCAACGCUUCCCCAACCUCUCCCAGCUGGUGGAGCUCAGAUGACAACCUAGAUGGGGACAUGUGCCUCUACCACACGCCCUCGGGUGUGAUGACCAUGGGCAGGUGCCCUGACCGCUCCGCUUCGCAGUACUUCAUGGAAGCCUACAACACCAUCAGCGAGCAGGCAGUGAAGGCCUCCCGGAGUAACAAUGAUGUCAAGUGCUCCUGUGCCAACCUGCCAGUAGUCAAUCUGGAUGCCCCACUUCUGAAGAAGAGCGCCUGGUCCUCCACUCUCACCGUGAGCAGAGCCCGAGAGGUUUACCAGAAAGCCUCCGUGAACAUGGACCAAGCCAUGGUGAAAUCUGAAGCGUGUCAACAGGAGCGGUCCUGCCAGUACCUACAGGUUCCCCAAGAUGAAUGGACAGGGUACACACCUCGUGGGAAAGAUGAUGAGAUUCCAUGCCGAAGGAUGCGAAGUGGCAGCUACAUCAAAGCCAUGGGGGAUGAGGACAGCGGAGACUCAGACACGAGCCCCAAGCCUUCUCCCAAAGUGGCUGCGCGGAGAGAAAGCUAUCUCAAGGCUACACAGCCCUCCCUCACGGAGCUUACCACACUCAAGAUCUCCAAUGAACACUCACCCAAACUCCAGAUCCGGAGUCACAGUUACCUGAGGGCCGUGAGCGAAGUCUCCAUCAACAGAAGCCUGGACAGCCUGGACCCUGCAGGCUUGCUCACAUCGCCAAAGUUCCGCUCCAGAAAUGAAAGCUACAUGCGCGCCAUGAGCACCAUCAGCCAGGUGAGCGAGAUGGAGGUGAACGGACAGUUCGAAUCCGUGUGUGAGUCUGUGUUCAGCGAGCUGGAGUCGCAGGCUGUGGAAGCUCUGGACCUGCCCAUGCCUGGCUGCUUCCGCAUGCGGAGCCACAGCUAUGUGCGGGCCAUCGAGAAGGGCUGCUCCCAGGACGACGAGUGCGUGUCACUGAGGUCGUCCUCCCCUCCCCGCACAACCACCACAGUGAGGACCAUCCAAAGCAGCACCGGUGUCAUAAAACUGAGUUCUGCCGUUGAAGUGUCAUCUUGCAUUACAACAUAUAAGAAGACACCACCUCCAGUCCCACCCAGAACUACCACGAAACCUUUCAUUUCUAUCACAGCCCAGAGUAGUACAGAGUCUGCGCAGGAUGCCUACAUGGAUGGGCAGGGCCAGCGUGGAGACAUGAUCAGCCAGUCUGGCCUCAGCAACUCCACGGAAAGCCUGGACAGUAUGAAGGCUCUCACGGCCGCCAUCGAGGCCGCCAAUGCCCAGAUCCACGGCCCGGCGAGUCAGCACAUGGGCAGUAAUGCCGCUGCUGCCACUGCCACCACCAUAGCCACUGUCACCACCGAGGACAGGAAGAAAGACUUCAAGAAAAACCGAUGCCUCUCCAUUGGGAUACAGGUGGAUGAUGCCGACGAGCCUGAGAAGCCGGGGGAGAAUAAGGCGCCCAGUAAGUUCCAGUCCGUGGGAGUGCAAGUCGAAGAGGAGAAGUGCUUCCGCAGGUUCACUCGGUCCAACAGUGUGACCACCGCAGUGCAGGCUGACCUGGACUUCCAUGAUAAUCUGGAAAAUUCUCUGGAAUCGAUAGAGGACAAUUCGUGUCCCGGCCCGAUGGCCAGACAGUUCUCCCGGGACGCCAGCACAUCCACUGUCAGCAUCCAGGGUUCAGGAAACCAUUACCACGCCUGCGCGGCCGAUGAUGACUUUGACACGGAUUUUGACCCCUCCAUCCUGCCCCCUCCGGACCCCUGGAUUGACUCUAUCACAGAAGACCCUCUGGAGGCCGUUCAAAGGUCCGUGUGCCACCGGGACGGCCACUGGUUCCUGAAGCUUCUCCAGGCAGAGCGGGACCGCAUGGAAGGCUGGUGCCAACAGAUGGAGAGAGAAGAGCGGGAAAACAACCUCCCGGAGGACAUUCUAGGGAAAAUCCGAACCGCGGUGGGCAGCGCCCAACUUCUCAUGGCGCAGAAAUUCUACCAGUUCAGAGAGCUGUGUGACGAGAACCUGAAUCCCAAUGCUCAUCCAAGACCCACUUCCCAGGAUUUGGCGGGGUUUUGGGACAUGCUGCAGUUGUCCAUAGAAAAUAUUAGUAUGAAAUUUGAUGAACUUCAUCAGUUAAAGGCCAAUAAUUGGAAACAGAUGGAUCCUCUUGACAAGAAGGAGCGAAGGGCCCCUCCUCCAGUGCCAAAGAAGCCGGCGAAGGGCCCCGCGCCGCUGAUCCGGGAGCGCUCGCUGGAGAGCUCGCAGCGCCAGGAGGCCCGCAAGCGCCUGAUGGCUGCCAAGCGCGCCGCGUCGGUCCGCCAGAACUCGGCCACCGAGAGCGCAGAGAGCAUCGAGAUCUACAUCCCCGAGGCGCAGACCCGGCUCUGA